AAAGUACACACAUGGUGAAGCAUAUUAUUCCCUGGAACUUAACAGCCUGUGAAGCGGCCGAACAUAGUAUUUAAUGGAAAUAUGUUUCAGGAUGUGAACACACUACAGUAUGCGACAACCACGAUUAGCAGCUAACUUCGGUGCUGAGUGAAGAAAGCUCAAACACGUGGUGAAGACGAGUGGUGAAGUUGCUGGGAAUGCAGCCUCCGCUCCCACCUGAAGCCGUCAGAGAGCUGGUGUGCUCCUGUCUGCACAGAGACCCGGUGGCAGCAGACCUUCGCUGCAGCCUGUUUGUCGCUGCUGCACAGAACUACAAGAGAGACUCUUUGCUCAGACCCUUCCCCCCAAGAUACAUAAGUGGUGGCAAUAAGGACUUUGAGGAGCUGUUGGCAGAUGUGAAGUCAUUGCCUGGUGUGAGAGAGUUGGUGAGACUGAGACCUGGAGAGGGAGAUCAUCAUCUGGCUCUCACCCACUGGAUUCUCUCCUCAAACAGUUUUGCUGUGAAGACACUACAGAAAGAAGAGUUUGCCAGACUUUGCAACCUGACAGAAAAUGAAGGGAUUUCUGCACCUGUUCCAGACUUCCUCUUUGAGUUGGAGUACUGUGAUCUGCUGAAUGCCAGGUUUGAGAGGACGAGGGCUGGACGCGAUGUCUUCUAUGCGUUCCACGGGAGUCGCCUGGAGAACUUUCACUCAAUCAUUUACAAUGGGCUGCACUGUCACCUCAACAAGAACUCAGUGUUUGGAGAGGGGACCUACCUCACCAGUGACCUCAGCAUGGCUGUUCUCUACAGCCCCCACAGCAGUGGCUGGUCAGAAAGUCUCCUGGGUCCACUUCUGAGCUGUGUUGCCUUGUGUGAAGUCAUUGAUCACCCGGAUGUCAAGUGCCAGGUGAAGAAAAAAGAUUCUGAAAUCGUUGACCGUCAGCGCUCCAGGGCGAGGAACAGUGAAGGGGGGGACGUACCACAGAAAUACUUUGUAGUCACCAACAAUCAGCUUCUGAGAGUCAAGUACCUGCUUGUUUACUCUCAGAAAAGGCACCUGUCCAGACAUUCCCACAGGUCCUCCUGGUUCAUGCGUCACCAUUUUGCCGUGAUGAUGAGUCUCUACCUUCUGCUGCUCGUCGUCCUCGGUGCCUUCAACUCCACCACCUUCUUAUCCUUCUGGAACAAACUCUUCAGGUGAUGACACAACAGUACUCAUGGCCUGGAUGUGCGUUAUCCACUGUGCCUUCCAUUACACAGACGGACGGCAGGCCUGAGCAAAGAUGCACCUUUAUACUGUUUUCCCUUUAGAAUGCUCUUUUAAUAAGUUGUUCAUUUUGCUGUUGCAAGACAUCAUAUCUGAUCACAUAGCAGUUUACGUUCCGAGCUGCUGGAGUUCAAAUUCUGUUGAAAUGGGUAAUAAACAUAAUAAUAAUAACAAUAAGACCAUUCUGCAUUUUAAGAAUGUUAUGCAAUGUUCAAUCUGUAAAUUGUUUUAUUAAGUAAAGACUCAGUUUUAUAGAUAAACUCGGCGACUGCGUGUUUUGAGUUUAAUAAACUGAAACUGUACUAUUUUUUUUAAUCACCUCAAACUCAUGUAUAGUGUCAGAAUCAGCUUUAUUGUCCAAGAACUGUAUGUCAGCCUACACAGAAUUUAACUAUUGACUGAAUUAAAUAGAUUUAAUAGACUGAAAUAGAUUGGAAAUAUUAUAAAAUCAUUAAGAUCUUUAAUAAUGUUUAUUCAAAAUGACUGAGAAGAAUUGCGUAGAAAUCUUUGCAGCUGCUGUCCACGUGAAGGCCGCUCUUUCAUACUUAUCUGUCACACUUUUCUAUUGUUAACUGGGGUUUGUGUUUCGUUCAGACUUUAACAUUGGUUGGCUGCCUGCGACAGAGGCACAUUUAUUACUGCUGGCACUCAGACAGUCCUUUUGUUAUCCUUUGGUUUUUAUCAGUAAAAACAAGUGAGACGGAUAUAUGGGGAUUGAUAACAGAGGCGGCCUGCUUUGGUGACAGAUCCUGUCGUUGUCGUCGAUACCUGAUAUGUUGAUGUGUAUACACACAAGUGUAAGAACUUCGCACUUCUACUUCUACUUAUUAAGAAGAUAUUUGAAAGCUUUUUUUGUUAUUCAUUUGUAGCAGCAUUUUAAAACGAUAUUUUAUUAUUUCCCCUGAAUUAGGAAUUUCAACAAACAAGAAAAUCUGUUUGUUGUUCAUUUAACAGAACCUUCUUGGUACUUACAACCUCAUUUUGAAAACAACUAUUUAACUAAGAUUACGUCCUCUUGCAUGUUCAUCUGUUUCCAUUAUAAACAGGUCAAACUUGGA
Messenger RNA from Solea senegalensis (Senegalese sole), 2308 nucleotides. RefSeq names its product poly (ADP-ribose) polymerase family, member 16 (gene parp16). The coding region runs from base 198 to 1184 and encodes 328 amino acids. The record is from RefSeq and is a predicted model, not a curated record. Gene Ontology annotation, biological process: endoplasmic reticulum unfolded protein response. Gene Ontology annotation, molecular function: NAD+ poly-ADP-ribosyltransferase activity; protein serine/threonine kinase activator activity; kinase binding. Gene Ontology annotation, cellular component: nuclear envelope; membrane; endoplasmic reticulum tubular network. Lineage: Eukaryota; Metazoa; Chordata; Actinopteri; Pleuronectiformes; Soleidae. The transcript is spliced from 7 exons.